GUUAUCAAAUUGACGGGCGAGCUUUCCUCACGUCAUUUCAAAAGAUUUGCCAAAGAAUUUUUAUCAAUAAAUUGUAAUUUUUGUUUCAGCAUAUAAUCCGUUUCACAAUGAUGCAACAUCAGUACUGGGUAACAAAAAAGACUGUUCUGAAAAAAUUGGGCACCAAAGAAGACGAGUGUAUUGUUUCCUCGGACGCUGAGCUUGACGCAAAGUUAGAGUUGUUUCGAUCAAUAUCAGAUAGCUGCUUACAUUUACAACGAGUGUUAGAUCAGUAUCAGGAGAGGUUGUGUAUUUUGGCUCAAGAGGAGAAUUCUUUGGGAAAGUUUUUGCGGGAUUCGGGUAAGGGGAACAAUGCGGCAGGGAAGCAUAUGGUGUCGGCGGGGAAGGCGAUAUCGUAUUCGGGUCAGCAGCGUUUAUCAGUGCGGGGGCCUUUGUUGCGGCUUUACCAUGAAGUGGAAACGUUUAGAGGUCGCGCUGUGAGCGAUAUGCGGGCGACGGUAUCUGCUAUGGAGAAGGCUCGCAUUGAAUAUCGCGCAGCGUUGAGUUGGAUGAAGUCUACGAGCGCUCAACUGGAUCCGGAUACCGGCCGCGGGUUGGACAACUUCAGGAAAGCGCAGCGACAAGUGCGCGAAAGCAAGAAACUGUUUGAUAAGCUGACACUUGAUGUUUUGCAGAAGAUAGACCUGCUAGCUGCAGCAAGAUGCAACAUGUUCUCCCAUGUACUGUCCAACUACCAGUCGUCCUUCUUGACGUUUGCCACAAAAGUGGCGCAAACACUGAUAGCCACGGCUGAUACAAUGAAUGCCACUCCUCAGUAUGAGUUCUGCAUUUUGAAAGAACUGUCACAGAACUUAGGGGAAGGUGAACCAAAGCCAGAAGAGGUGAUUCCACAGGAUAAGGAUCAGAUGCUAUUUUUCCAGGAAGAGUACAAAGAUGAAAAUGCCGACAAAACCAAACCAAACAAUGUAGUUAGUAAAGAAGCAGAAAACCAGCCUCUGUCCACUGCAUCCAAAGAAGAACCUUCCACUUCGGUCAACUUGAUUGACACCAGCUGUCUGGAGCCUGAGACUUCAGGAGAAAGUUCAGGCAUUCUGUCAGACUUGGCUGGGUUACGACUGGAUGCUGAUAUGCCAGCUAAUUUUGGAUCUUUUAUGCCUUCACAGUUAUUACAGGACUUGGCUGUUCCAAACUUUAUAGAUGGUCCCAUGACUCCAGUAAGCACCAACAACAACAAGACACCCCAGUCACCACAGCAAGCCCCUACCAAGUCUCCGAAGGUUCCGAAGAAGGAUGACAAAGCCGCCUGGUUCAAACUCUUCGCUGAACUGGAUCCGUUAGCAAACCCGGAUAGUUUGCCUGGUUCCAACACCAAUCAGAGCCAUGCUGCUUAAAUAUACUUAUUAUUAUCAUCAAUAAGGUUCACUUUCACAAGGUAUUUAUUGACCUAAUUUUGUUUCAAUUUAUCAGUAUUUUCUAAAAAGUGAAAUGAAUCAUUAAUCAGUCAGGCUAAUCGAAAUUAGGGCUGGUGGACCUUCUGGUCUGUGUUAAAAAUCCAAAAGCUCAAGAGUGCUGUAUGAUUGUCAUUGUGGUAUUUAAAUACUUCGUAAACUCUUUGUUACAAGCUGUAUAAGAGAACACAAAGUUCAAAGGAGUGCUGAUUGUACAGCAUUGAUUGAUUUGUACAGCAGCUAAACCAUACUGUAUACUGAAUGUGUCGACCUGUUUACAUGCGCAGCACGCCUUAUUAAUUAAAGCACAUUAGUUUGUUAAUGCAGCCCUGAUUCAUGAGUGGCGACCACAAACCGGAAGACGUGUCGUUGGCAGGCCUCCCACUAGGUGGACUAACGAUCUCGUGAAGGUCGAGGGAGGUUCCUGGAUGCGAGCGGCGCAGGACCGGUCUUUGUGGAAAUCCUUGAGGGAGGCCCUUGCCCAGCAAUGGACGUCUUUCGGCUGAAACAAACAAACGAACAGCCCUGAUAAUUUUAUAGCUGUAACCUAUCUGCCUAAAUGAUAACAAUAACGCUCUUAGUUUAGCACCCACUAGUCAUACGCCGCAUCGAAGUGUUGCCUUGUACCAAAUGAAACAGGGAAUCUUGCUGCUCUGCUCAUACUUUUAAAUAACCCAAAAUGAUGGUGUGCUAGCAAAAUUAAGUAAACCAGUCUUUAAAAUAAUCCGAAAAUGUUAUUUUUUUACUGUGUGAGAUUCCCUAUUUCCACACUUUAGAACUCUUAUGGCGCCUAGCUUUACCAACAUGUAUAUUCCCUUACCCCUUAUUUAUAUCAUAUAUUGAUGUAUGUACUUAUAACGCUAGGUUUACAACCUCUGAACCAUCACAUAGGCUAAGUACUUAAUCAAAUACGAACGUAGGUACUAUGCUCAUUAGCUAAAUAUUAUACAUAUUUAACUAUAACUAUAAUAUUGUCAUUUGAUUUUUACAAAAAAAUAUUAUUUACAUGUUUGUUUUUGAGUGUAAGUACCUACAUUAAAUUUAUUAGGUAGGAACAUGUAUUCAUCUUUAUUUUAUAAUGCCUUACCAGUGUAAUCAAAUAUUGUAUUGUAUUUUUU
Molecule: messenger RNA, 2566 nt
Organism: Ostrinia furnacalis (Asian corn borer)
Lineage: Eukaryota; Metazoa; Arthropoda; Insecta; Lepidoptera; Crambidae
Gene: ICA69
Product: islet cell autoantigen 1-like protein
Exons: 4
Coding region: 108-1391 (427 amino acids)
Biological process (GO): regulation of transport
Cellular component (GO): Golgi apparatus
Molecular function (GO): protein domain specific binding
Source: RefSeq, a predicted model, not a curated record